UCCUCUCUGUUCACAUCAGAGCAGCAGCAUCCUUUGGACCCGCACCGCUUACUUUCAGUCGAGGCUGACUUUUAUCUCGCAUAAAAAUAGAAACACAAUAGAAUACAAUAAAACGCACUCCAGAAAUAUUAAGCUACUAGUGGCUCGACAGAAGAGCAGCUUCAGACAUUUGAAUCGCUUCUUGGUUUUCGUCCUCGCAGGUUUUUUGACCACUCCAGACAUCAGACCGGACUUCUCCCGUUGACUCCGCACUCUCGCAAGGACACAUCUGUCUCCCGCUGCAGCUGCUGUCUUCAGGCUCAGCCCAUCCUGUCUGACAGCCUACAUUAACAGAAAUCUGCAAGCAACUUGCUGUCAAAGCACACUACCCUCUCACUUUCAAUACACCACUGAGAGACUCUUUUCCUAAAGGCAAAAUGGGGAAACAGAACAGCAAGCUGACCCCUGAAGUGAUGGAGGAUCUGGUGAAGAACACAGAGUUUAACGAGCAUGAGCUGAAGCAGUGGUACAAGGGGUUCCUCAAGGACUGUCCCACGGGCCGCCUCAACCUGGAGGAGUUCCAGCAGCUGUAUGUCAAGUUCUUCCCGUACGGCGAUGCGUCUAAGUUUGCCCAGCACGCCUUCAGGACCUUCGACAAGAACAGCGAUGGCACCAUUGACUUCAGAGAGUUCAUCUGCGCGCUGUCCAUCACAUCCCGAGGCAGCUUCGAGCAGAAGCUCAACUGGGCCUUCAACAUGUACGACCUGGACGGAGACGGCAAGAUCACACGGGUGGAGAUGCUGGAGAUCAUCGAGGCGAUCUACAAGAUGGUGGGCACGGUGAUCAUGAUGAAAAUGAACGAGGACGGCCUGACGCCCGAGCAGAGGGUGGACAAGAUCUUCUCCAAGAUGGAUAAGAACAACGACGACCAGAUCUCGCUGGACGAGUUCAAAGAGGCGGCCAAGAGCGACCCGUCCAUCGUACUACUGCUGCAGUGUGAUCUCCAGAAAUAGGCUCCGCCAGCCGCCACGGACUGCACAGAAAGAAUUUCAUGUUCCAUUCAGUUUGCAGCUAUUUCCACUGAAAAAAAAAAAUAUAUAUAUAUAUAUGCUUGGGACUACCUUUCAAUGGAUCUGCUUCUUGUGUUUGAAACACUCGUGUGCAUGAGAAUGUGAUUUGCUAUAAAAAAAAAGAUCUAUACACAUACAUGCAUACAUACACACACAGUACAAUACAGACACACUCACAAUACACACACUACAUAUAACACCUCGCACAAAUAAUAUAUUAUAGAUAUAUAAAUAUGAAUAUAUAUUUAAAUUAUUUAAAGAUCAACUGCCAAAAUGUGAAGUGUGCAAAGUAUUUUCCAUACAGUCUCAUUCUACUGGCGCUUGCGCAUCGGGGAUGUGCUACGUUGAAUUUGCCGCUACUCUAUUUAUUGUUACGAGUUUACUGACGCUAGCUGUACGUGUUUCUGAGUAAUGUCAACGGAACCAAACUCCUACGACAAUGUAUCUGCCUCCAAUAAGACACUCCAUUGAAUAUUAGCUCUAGAAGAGAUGGAUUAGCGUUUGUCCAACUUUUUCCUCCUGAAACAUGCUUGUACUAUCAGUGAAAUAAAAAAUAAAAAGUAAAUGUAGUUAAUUUGCAUGCCUUUAGGUUCUGCCUUAAAAAAAGAAAUCUCAUUUAUCAUCCUGUAAUAGAAGACAGAAAAAGCCUUAUCGAAGAAGCGUGGUGACACUUGAGAGAAGCCCUGAGAAAAGGCGUUUACUGAACAGGGAGAAAGAAAUCACUCCGCAGUGGGUUCUUCUACAAGUAUUGUCGUAUGGGAUGUCCUUUCUGUGCUCGGUCCAGGCGUUCCCUUUUGACUGCUAUAACUGUGGGAGCAUGUUUCCUUGUAGAUUAGCUGUUCUAUAUGUUGCUAAGAGCUAAAAGCCUGCCCCUGUGCAUUUAAACACACUAUCUCAAUACGAAUUAGCAGAUGUUGAAUGGGAAGGAAUCUCACAUUCUGAACCAGGAUCAGAGAGUUGAAAUUUAAAAAAAAAAAAAAGAGCAAAAUGGAUAAACUCGUGAAGCAAAUGGACUGGAGGAAUCCAACAUUUGCGUGAGUGAAGCUUCCCUCAGAUGGAGUUACAUUAGAUAAGAAGAAAGAACUAAGUAUUAAUCUAUAGUUGGAGAGCAUUGUUAUCAAACUUACUUAUAACCUCCGUUAUUAACCAUCACAUCCACUUUUUUUCUUCUUCCAAUUAGCCUGCAGGUUGCAUAUCAAAGUUUUAUUUUUAUUUUUUAGAGCGUUUAAAAGUAGAGAAGAAACAAGGCCAAUGCAGCAUUUGAACUUUCUGUAGUAGUUUGUCUUUUUCAGUGGAAGUAAAUGAGUGCUGAAGUAGUGAGAGGAGCAGUGAAUGGUUUUUCAUUUUACACUAACUAGUAGAGGACAGCCCUUACUAUAAAGCCAUGCGUUUAGUAAGUUGGACAAAUUCGCCUUCCCUAACCCUUAAAGUUUUUCUCUCUUACCAAUCAGUCAAUCUUUUUGUACUUUUUUACUCCCUUCUCUCACACAUUGUACACGUACGGAUGCAUUCUAAAUGUAGAGAAGUUCAGUGAAGUGCGGGUGCGUCCUACAAAUGAUUUGGAAAACAACCCCGUAAGCCCACUUAAACAAGUUUACCUGGCCCGGUCUGACAGCACCGCAGACACGACGUGUUAACCCACAUUAAUGCUACCAGUGUUUAAAGGGAGGCUGAAGGAGAUGUGAUACGUCACCAUAUUGCAAUGAAGAUCUAACAUCCAUCGUCAUCUCUCAGCAGUGUGGCUCGUCCCCCUUCACUUUGUGAUCUGAACUUCUUUACAUGAACAUCUUUGGCCAAGACAAUGUUUCUAAUUCCAACUCUGUUAUUACUAUUAUUGCUAUCGAGAUACCAAAUGUAAGCAAAGGCAUACGUGUACAAGGAUUCUUUUGUAGCAUGUAUUGUGUCCCUGACGACAUGGCUGCACUACUCCCUGUCUUGUGAUUUAAUCUAAUAAAAGGAACUCUAUGGGC
Messenger RNA from Etheostoma spectabile (orangethroat darter), 3019 nucleotides. It is a transcript of the gene vsnl1a, whose product is annotated as visinin-like 1a. Gene Ontology annotation, molecular function: calcium ion binding. The coding region runs from base 417 to 992 and encodes 191 amino acids. NCBI's taxonomy places the organism in Eukaryota, Metazoa, Chordata, Actinopteri, Perciformes, Percidae. The record is from RefSeq and is a predicted model, not a curated record. The transcript is spliced from 5 exons.